AUGGAAUCGUCCACCGCUUCACCGCCGGGGACAAGAAGCGGCCGCCGCGAGAAGCUGUUACGGAGAGUAAUAUUGCCGUCGAUCCGAGGGCAAAACUGUCCAAUAUGCUUAGGAAGCCUCGAACCUCGCAGCGCGGCGGUGCUGGAGGCGUGUAAGCACGCGUACUGCCUCCGAUGCAUUCGCAAGUGGAGCACUUUGAGACGAAAAUGCCCUCUCUGUAAUUCCAUCUUCGAGUCUUGGUUCGAUACUAUCAGCCUUUCUUCUCGAAGUUUCCGCCGGGAGAUUUUACCUCCGCUCAAUACUAACGCUUCUGCAACCGGAACUAGAAGCCUUCACGAUGCACAUCCAAGGAAUGUGAUGAAUGAGCGGCGGCGAUCACGGCCGUUGCCGUGGCGGCGUUCGUUUGGACGGCCGGGAUCUGUGGCUGCUGAUGUCAUUGCUGAGAGGAAGCUUCAAUGGCGCGCAAGUAUAUAUGGAAGACGAUUGCAAGCGGUUGCUUCAGCUCCAAGAAACCGUGUUCAAGUGAGUGCGCCGGUUAAUGAUUUGGUGAAAGAGAGAGUGUUGCAAAGAGUGGAGCCUUGGAUUAGAAGAGAGCUGCAGGUUAUUCUUGGUGACAGAGAUCCAUCUGUUGUUGUUCAUGUGGUCACCUCACUCUACACUGCGAGCCUUGACAAGAAGGAUUCUGUCUCUUCGGGGCAACAUGAUGUACUGGAUAACUUCCUUGAGCCGUUGCGCCCUUUCUUGCUUGAACGAACUGAUAUGUUUUGGCAUGAACUAAGAUGUUUUGCAGAGAGUCCGUUUAACAUGCAAACAUAUGAUGCUGUUGUUGAGUACAGAAGGCUGAGUUGAGUGAAGAGAGAAAACUAAGGCCAUUCCUCAUCUUUCCCUUUGUGUAUGUUCCGGUUUUUCAUUGGACUAUCAAGUUAUAAGACGCUGUUGAACUUGCCUAUUCAUGAGUAUGAAGAUCUGUAUGGUAGUCUCCUUAGAGAGGAAGUCAGAGGCGGCAUACCCAGUCAAGAGAUUCAUCAACUGAGUCAUUGGAGAAGGAAAUAAGCAAUGCUAGAGCUUUAAUGUUUAGGGAGAAUAUACGAGGGGGAUAUAUGACAACUGCUACUAAAACAAUCCAAUAGACUGGAGCUCACUUUUGUGGACUCCCCAAUCAUGUUUGGCUCAUCGAGUAGUUUCUGUGCUCUUUAGACCAGCAAGAAGAUUUGAGGUGGCACUAUCGGAUUCCAAAGCUAGAGACACAGCAUGGGUGAGGAUUCUGCUUGGGGAGAGAGGACAAUGCUGAUACACAAAGCUACAACGAGCUUUCCAAAUUGACCAGUUGAUGGAACUGAUUAAGAUAGCCCAUAACCGGUCUACUGUGCUAUUUUGACCGGAUAAAACAUUUAGAAACCAAGAAUCAAAACUGGUGAGCCUACUGUUGUUCUAUUUCAGAUCCAAAGGUGAGCUGAACCACACCGGAGUAACCCAAGAACACAAUAGGAGAGUAUGUUUGAUUGAUUCUAUAGAGUCUCCACAUAUUGGGCAAGAAGGAUUGCAGGUAAGUUCUCUUUAAAAGAUUGAGAAAUGUUGGGACCUCCCCAUGCAAUGCUUUCAGAGAAAGAAUUUGAUUUGAGGCAAAGUAUUCAAUUUUCAUAAAAGUUUCCAGCACUUUGAAUUGAUG
Molecule: messenger RNA, 1669 nt
Organism: Fragaria vesca subsp. vesca
Lineage: Eukaryota; Viridiplantae; Streptophyta; Magnoliopsida; Rosales; Rosaceae
Product: E3 ubiquitin-protein ligase Topors-like
Exons: 5
Coding region: 1-849 (282 amino acids)
Biological process (GO): protein monoubiquitination; protein polyubiquitination
Molecular function (GO): ubiquitin protein ligase activity
Source: RefSeq, a predicted model, not a curated record